This is a messenger RNA of Sinocyclocheilus grahami, 1298 nucleotides long. RefSeq names its product claudin-15-like. Gene Ontology annotation, cellular component: bicellular tight junction; membrane. The transcript is spliced from 6 exons. The record is from RefSeq and is a predicted model, not a curated record. Gene Ontology annotation, molecular function: structural molecule activity. Lineage: Eukaryota; Metazoa; Chordata; Actinopteri; Cypriniformes; Cyprinidae. Bases 285 to 1025 code for a protein of 246 amino acids.
CAAAAGCGAGACAUGCACACAAGAGAGGAGGGCAAACAGAGCCUAUAAAUGACCCACUGCUACUUUUAACAGCACAUUUUAUGUCACACUGCUGCAAUCUCGCUCUCCAUGGAAAAACUUGCUCAGCUCACGAAACAGCUCGAGAAAUCAACAAAGCCUGUUUAUUUUUCAUAAUUUUGCAGCCGAUGCUGAACACAUUUUGAAAACUACAUAAAGCAGAGAAACACAUAAGAAAAAGCUUUUGGAUCAUUUUGAUUUUGGCGUCUUUAUAAUCUAAAGCAGCCAUGGAUCCGGUUAUUGAAGUCGUUGCUUUAUUUCUUGGCUUUGUGAGUUGGAUAAUGGUUGGCAUUGCAAUUCCGAACCGUUACUGGAAAGUAUCCUCAAUAGAUGGGACUGUGAUCACCACCUCAACCCUUUACGAGAAUCUGUGGAUGUCCUGCGCCACGGACUCGCUGGGAGUGCACAACUGCCGUGAAUUCCCCUCUCUGCUCGCCCUGUCUGGUUAUAUCCAGGCGUCUCGCGCUCUUAUGAUCGCGGCAGUGGUGUCUGGCACAUUCGGAGUGGUGGCCACCCUCAUCGGUUAUAUCCAGGCGUCUCGCGCUCUUAUGAUCGCGGCAGUGGUGUCUGGCACAUUCGGAGUGGUGGCCACCCUCAUCGGCAUGCAGUGUUCGAAGGCCGCUGGUGACAACUACGUACUGAAAGGCAGAAUCGCCGGUACAGGUGGUGCAUUUUACCUGCUGCAGGGUUUAUGCACAAUGAUAUCAGUGUCAUGGUACGCGGCAAACAUCACUCAAGAGUUCUUCAACCCACUCUACCCUGGUCAAAAGUAUGAGAUUGGAGAGGGUUUAUACAUCGGCUGGGCCUCUGGUGUUCUUGCCAUCUGUGGUGGAGCUUGUCUCAUGUUCUCCUGCAAAUUAGGCACAAAGGAGAAGACUUACUACCAGCCCACACGUGAAACAGCUUACUCAGCAUCUGCAUCCAAGAGAGACGCUCAGAGCACUUAUGGAAGAAAUGCCUAUGUCUGAAUGAAGCAAUUCUGGUCAAUUUCAUGGCCAAACAAACGUAACAUUAAUAACUGACUGUUAAUAUUCUGUCAAUGUUUUAUCUGUGCAAUUAUAUAAUAUAUUUAUACAGUACUAAAUGCACAGGCAGUUUUGUGGCCACCUAAGAAUAAGCCAUUAAUCAAGUAAAAUGUUACCAAGUCGGUUUUGCUGUGCAAAAACACCUCAGAGAACAUUAUACAGAAUGAAAGAGUUGAAAUUACUUCAAUUUUGUUUUGAAUUUUGAAUUAUUUUGUC